GUUAUGUUUGAUCAUCAAAUCGUCUUCUACUUUUAAUAUCUUUCUAUUUGAACUUUUAUUUUACAUUGUUUUAAAGUUUGUCAUCAAAAUGAAAGCUAAAGGAGAUUUGAAGGAGUAUGAGGUAAUAGGUCGAAAAUUACCUACCGAAAAAGAAAAAACUACGCCUCUGUAUAAAAUGAGAAUUUUUGCUCCAGAUCGUAUUGUAGCUAAAUCUCGUUUUUGGUAUUUUCUAAGACAGUUAAAGAAGUUUAAGAAAAGUACUGGAGAAAUUGUAUCAUUGAAGGAAGUUCCAGAUAAAUCUCCUACUAAAAUUAAAAAUUUUGGAGUGUGGCUACGCUAUGAUUCACGUUCAGGAACGCAUAACAUGUACCGUGAAUAUAGAGAUACAACAGUUGCUAGUGCUGUCACAAAAUGUUACAGAGAUAUGGGAGCAAGACACAGAGCUAGAGCCCAUUCUAUUCAGAUUAUCAAAGUAGAAGUAGUAAAGGCCAAGAAUACUAGAAGACCACAUGUUAAACAAUUCCACGACAGUGAUAUUCGUUUUCCAUUGCCUCAUCGUGUUGAGGGUAAACGUCGUCGUUACAAUACUUUCUCUGUUCGUCGACCAACAACUAGCUUCCUUUAAUUUGGAUGUUAUAUUUGAUUUUUCUAAAUAAAUGAGGACAUUUAUUUA
Daktulosphaira vitifoliae (grape phylloxera) is the source of this 673-nucleotide messenger RNA. It is a transcript of the gene RpL18A, whose product is annotated as 60S ribosomal protein L18a. The transcript is spliced from 4 exons. Gene Ontology annotation, molecular function: structural constituent of ribosome. Gene Ontology annotation, biological process: translation. Gene Ontology annotation, cellular component: ribosome; cytosolic large ribosomal subunit. NCBI's taxonomy places the organism in Eukaryota, Metazoa, Arthropoda, Insecta, Hemiptera, Phylloxeridae. The record is from RefSeq and is a predicted model, not a curated record. The coding region runs from base 89 to 625 and encodes 178 amino acids.